CAUUUCGUCUUUCUGUUGUUGCUGUUGAAAGUUUGAUCCUUUCAUCUUCUCAUCGCAGGUUGAAAACAAAAACAGAAGCACGAGGAUUCACGAGGAUGGCGAACACCGGCAAUGCCGACGACGAUCAAGAGGAAAUGAAUGUGACGGCAGUUUCGACAACGCCAAAACUCACCAAGAAAGAGAAAAAGGCGCUCUUGGCAAGCAACAAAAGUUUUGAGAAGAGCUUGAAGAAUGUGAUUACAAAUCCUUAUCCUGUUCAUUGGCCUCUCAUUGACGAAACCACGGAACUCUUUUCAAGUUUGGAAGCGCUCCUUGGGGAGUGCAAGCUGCCCCAAAUAAAACUGCCUCUGUCAGCAAUCAAAGGCAAAAACAAGCUGGAACGGAGAAAAGCGCGGCAAGAGGCUGCAGCGGAAUACAAUGUCGAGGAAGCCCAUAGCCGAAGGUCAAUGCUGGCCAUUGGAGUGAACGCUGUGUCAAAAGCUUUGGAGCGGCAAGACGUGGAGGCCGUUAUUGUCUCUGCAGACGUGGAGCCACGUCUCAUGGCCCAGCACCUCAUUCAACUCGCUGUCCAGCAAGCGGCUGUCAUUGUAGCCCCUGGAUUUAGGCAACUGGUCAAAUCUACCAUGGGGAUGGAAUCUGCUGCAGUUGCAUUCAAAAGUUGCACAAAGAAUGAGGAGAACCUUUUUCAUCCAGCAGUACAGAUCAUUAAAAACCUAGCCAAGCAAGUGCCCAAACCAGCCAGCUAUCCAGACUUGAUAUCUUCUCAAAAGGAAGAGGAGGAAGUGCCAAUAGUGGAUCCAGAUGAAGAGGAACUUCAAAAGUGGCAGAAUCAGGAGGUAAGAAAUUGGCAUCUUCUUCGUCUUGCGUCGGGAAAGAAAGCGUUUUAUCCGCCCGAAGACGGUGAAAAGACGAAAAUGGAGGAUGCCGGCGAGUUUAUUCCUCUCGGACAAGACAGUGACGAUAUUGCAGUCGUUAGUGAAUAUUUGCCUUUACGCGUCAAACGAGUUCAGCCGAACAAAGAAAAGAUGGCGAGGAAGAAAGCAAGAAAGGCAGCAAAUGUAAAAUGAUCCUAAAUAAAUUUUGAGCUGCUUCUAAAUUCACGUCUGUAGUCUGAAAGUUUCGUAAUAGAAAUACCGAGAAAUACAUAUUUAUAAAUCAGUUUUAAUUUCUGGGAUUAAAUUUAAGUGAUUACAGAUUUGGAAAAAUUGAAACGAGGAAAGUA
Messenger RNA from Neocloeon triangulifer, 1222 nucleotides. Its product is annotated as ribonuclease P protein subunit p38-like. Gene Ontology annotation, molecular function: ribonuclease P activity; ribonuclease P RNA binding. The record is from RefSeq and is a predicted model, not a curated record. The transcript is spliced from 4 exons. Gene Ontology annotation, cellular component: fibrillar center; ribonuclease MRP complex; nucleolar ribonuclease P complex. Lineage: Eukaryota; Metazoa; Arthropoda; Insecta; Ephemeroptera; Baetidae. Bases 96 to 1067 code for a protein of 323 amino acids. Gene Ontology annotation, biological process: tRNA 5'-leader removal.